UCGCAAUCUCGCAUCCCACAAGCUUCCUCUCUCCGAGCGAUUCCUCUUCGUCCCGAGAAGCCUCUCGAAGCGCAGCAGCGGCCAUGGACGGCACCGGCGCCGGAGCGGGAGGGAAGGUGAAGAAGGGCGCGGCAGGGCGCAAGGUGGGCGGGCCCAGGAAGAAGUCGGUGCCGCGCUCCGUCAAGGCCGGGCUCCAGUUCCCCGUCGGCCGCAUCGGGCGCUACCUCAAGAAGGGCCGCUACGCGCAGCGCGUCGGCAGCGGCGCCCCCGUCUACCUCGCUGCCGUCCUCGAGUACCUCGCAGCUGAGGUCCUGGAGCUCGCAGGGAACGCGGCCAGGGACAACAAGAAGACGCGCAUCGUCCCGCGCCACGUGCUGCUGGCGAUCCGCAAUGACGAGGAGCUCGGGAGGCUGCUGUCCGGCGUCACAAUCGCGCACGGCGGGGUGCUGCCCAACAUCAACCCGGUGCUGCUGCCCAAGAAGACGGCGGAGAAGGCGUCCGCCGGCGGCAGCAAGGAGGCCAAGUCGCCCAAGAAGACAGCUGGCAAGGCCCCCAAGAAGGCCUAGAGAGUCGAGCCAGAUGCUUCGUUGUUUAAGUGCUGUGUCGUGUUCCUUUACCUGUGAUGCGUCGGUUGUAGAUGGGAUGGACGUGCCUAGAGAUGAACUGGUCCUAUGGUAGCAUGUGAUCUUUGCUUUUCAAUGGAAGAAGAAAUGUCUGAAACGACUUGUUUCUUGGAA
Molecule: messenger RNA, 737 nt
Organism: Phragmites australis (common reed)
Lineage: Eukaryota; Viridiplantae; Streptophyta; Magnoliopsida; Poales; Poaceae
Product: histone H2A
Exons: 2
Coding region: 84-566 (160 amino acids)
Cellular component (GO): nucleosome
Molecular function (GO): protein heterodimerization activity; DNA binding; structural constituent of chromatin
Source: RefSeq, a predicted model, not a curated record